AUGUCAUGGAAGUUCUAUCUGAUGCCAAGUCAAUCAGACUCCUCUUCCUUCUUCUCUUCCCUUCUUAAAAGUCUUACUUUAUUUCUUCUCCUCCUCUCCCCAUCUUUUAAGCCUUACCCUACCUCUCUUUUAUAUGUUAGCCUAUAUUUCUUCCUUCUGCUUUUCACUUCUUUUAAAUUUGACCCUCAUUCUCUUCUCCUACUCCCUUCUCUUACCCUACUUCCUUCUCCCGCUCUCUUUUUAAGUCUUAAGCUACUUCUCCUCUCCCUACCUCCUACUCCCUUCUUGAAAGUCUUAUCUACUUCUCUUCCUUCUUCUCCUUUCUUUAAAGUUUUACCCUACUUCUCUUCCUUCUCCUCUUCUCUUCUUUUAAGUCAUAUCCUACUUCUCUUCCUUCUCCUCCCUUCUUUAUAUUUUACCCUACUUCUCUUCCUUCACCGCCUUCUUUCUUUUCUCUACUUCUCUUCCUUCUCCUCCUCUCUUCUUUUAAGUCUUACGCUACUUCUCUUUCUUCUUUUCAAUCUUACCCUUCUUCUUUUCCGCCUCCAUAACGUCGUUUUCUUUCUCUCUUUUUCUGUUUUAUUUCCUUUCUUUCCUUUCCCCCUCCCUAUCUUUUCUAUCUUUUCUCUUCUUUAUCCUCUUCUUUUUCUGCCACCCCUCUACCUAACUUUCUUUUCUAUCUCUUCGCCCAUUUCUCUUUUUCAUCAGAUUCUUAACUUUUUUUUUUAUUCCACCUUUUUCCCUCGCUGUCUCUCUUUUCCUCCUUGA
Molecule: messenger RNA, 768 nt
Organism: Acanthosepion pharaonis
Lineage: Eukaryota; Metazoa; Mollusca; Cephalopoda; Sepiida; Sepiidae
Source: the annotation of a GenBank genome assembly